Messenger RNA from Moneuplotes crassus, 1670 nucleotides. The record is from the annotation of a GenBank genome assembly. Lineage: Eukaryota; Ciliophora; Spirotrichea; Euplotida; Euplotidae.
UUAAAAUGGAACCUCUUGGUUUGAAACAGGAGAAAGAAGCCAUAGAUCUAGGGAGUAAGGAGAGAAAGGCGGUUAAGAUUGAAGUAAAGGUUGAAGUGAAGGAAGAGGAUCAUUUAGCAAAAAAUGUGCAAAAUUUGGAAAAUAUGAAAGAAGAUGCAAAGAAGAAGAUUGUUGAAAAGCCUAGGCCUUGUAAAGAAGAUUUAGCACCAACUAAACUAGAUCAAGAUACUAAAAAGGAAGCGAAACAAGAAGUAAUUGAAGAUGCUCCAAAAGAUUUAAUUAAAUCAAAGCAAAAAGAAAUUUUGACUUUUAAAGAAUUCUAUCAAUGAUUAGAUAUUGAACUUGAAGAUGAAGGAGCCUGCUCCAUCUGAGAGAAACCAGAUGCAAAAGUUAUUUGAAAGCUUGGAUGUAAAAGAAAGUUCCAUGUAAUAUGAUUAGAAAAUGUGUUGAUUCAAAACAUUAAUAAUACUGAAAUUUCAUGUGAGAAUUGCAUCUUAAUGCAGCAUCCUUGAGGAAUUUGUGGAAAAUUAAGCAUUGCUUCUCCUAGUAAUUUCAAAAGAUGUCAGAAAGAUGAUUGUCCUUAUUAUUAUCACACAAAAUGCUUAACAGAGCUGCAGAUAUCAAGACCAGAUCUUCCUCCUGGAUGCCCAGCUCAUUAUUGUUCUAGCAGUUUAGCUCCUCUUGAUCCCUCAGCUCCUGAUAUAAUCCACUGUAUCAGAGGUCCUACUAAGUAUCACCCCAAUUCUAAACCUCCAAAGAAUCUAAAGUUUAUAACUAAAACUGAAGUGGUAUCUCCCCAAUAUCUUCUAACUCCACCUAAGCCCAACCUCGAAGGACCACAGGCAGAAUUCGGUACCUUCACUAAUCCUCCCAUCAGAGUCAGAAAUAAUGAAAUCCUCCAAAAUUUCAGUAAAAACAACUUCUCAGAACCCUCAUCUAACAUAAAUCAACUCCUCCGCUCUCCAAAACGCCAACCCACUAACAAAGAACCCUCUGUGAAGGAAGAAGUCAAGAACCAAGGUUCUCCAACCCCAUGCCUCACCACUAUAUCUAAACCCCCUCCUAAAACAGGUACUAUAAAUCCAGUCGAUGACCACUCAGAAUUGCUCAAAAGUAUUCCUCCAGCCUUGAUCCCACAAGAUUUUGAUAUUUCUAAGUCGAUUACUCAGAUAACUCAGCAGCUUUCGGUAGCGGUGGCUCAAGGUAGUCAGAUUUUGGCGAAUACGAAGGGGAUAUCGAUCACUCAGAGGAGAAGUAGUUCGAAUUUCUUUACCAAGUAUCGGAUUGAUGGCCAUGGGUUUAGUAGCUGAGGGAGGAGACUAAAUAGCGAUGAGAUAUAUGCCCAAUGGCUCUUAAAUCCUCCAAAAAGUAUGUAUAUCUUAAGCCAAAAGAACCUGGUCGCUACUUUAGAGAAGCUGAAUGAGAAGCCGACAAGACCAGUACAGGAAGAAAACUUGGAAACAAAGAAGCCGCUGUCAGGUCUGAAAAGGACAGCCAAAAUGGUAUCAAAGUUGUUCAAAGGUCAGGAGAUCAGAUCAAAGAUCCAGAAGAGGUCUGAAGAUAUGUAUAAAGAACUUGAAGAUCACCUCCUCGCUCCAGCUGCUCCUCUGAAGCCAGUUUUUAACCAAGAAUCUAUCUAUAAAAAGUAGCUAAAAUCAAUCUUUCAGCAA